Colossoma macropomum (tambaqui) is the source of this 2877-nucleotide messenger RNA. Its product is annotated as von Willebrand factor A domain-containing protein 5A-like. Bases 352 to 2373 code for a protein of 673 amino acids. The record is from RefSeq and is a predicted model, not a curated record. NCBI's taxonomy places the organism in Eukaryota, Metazoa, Chordata, Actinopteri, Characiformes, Serrasalmidae. The transcript has 18 exons.
CACCGUCUCGACCCGCCUGUAGCAAACAGCAACAAAGUGCUGGAUCUCUCCAAAUAAACGCAAUGCAAUGCGCAACAGUAGGACAUUUCUACGAGGCAGCACACCGGCUCAAAGAGCCGACUCGCUCAUGAACCACACAUCCCCACAAAACAGUCUCUCCGGAAUGCGCUGUGUAUUAAUUAGAGGGGGCGGGGUUUCGCAGCACUACCUGAGUCUACAGUUCGCGUUGGAGCUCGUCUCAGUAAAUGCGCUGCCGAAUCGCUGUGCUGGGAUGGAUUAGAGCUACGACGCUGAAUUAGUCUUAACCCAGCUUUAAUUUAGCUCCACUGCAGCUAAAGCAAGCUGAACAAGAUGGCGAACUGCGGCUUAUUGGCCGUUACAAAUGAACCAGUUCCUCUGAAGAGCAUAGUGGUGGAUCUGCAGGUUAAGGGUUAUGUAGCUACAGUGAGCUCCACUCUGCGGUAUGUAAAUGAAGAAGAGCGCCCCCUGGAGGCCGUAUUUGUGUUCCCCAUGCCUGCAGAAGCUGCUGUCUGCCACUUCAGUGCCAAGAUUGCAGACAAGGAGAUAGUGGCGAAGGUGCAGGAGAGAGAGAAGGCGCGGGAGGAGUAUGAUGAUGCGAUUGCUUCAGGAGAUCAGGCCUUUCUGCUGGAGGAGAGUGACGAGAGUGAGGAUGUGUUCAGGCUGAGUGUGGGGAGUCUGCCUCCAGGCCAGAGUGCUGCUGUCACCUUCAUCUACGUCACUGAGCUCUCUGUGCAGGCUGACCACGCCCUGCGCUUCUGCCUGCCUGCAGUGCUGAACCCCCGUUACACACCACCAGGUACAGGUGGUGGUAUAGUGUCAGAGAUAACAUCAUCACCAGCAGAUGUUCCCUACUCUCUCUCUCUCACUGCCCAUGUGAGCUCUCCCAACCCCAUCACUAAAGUAGAGUCCAAAUGUCCUCUUGAGCCUCUGGUGUUCCUCAAUGCAGACCACACAAACGCAAAGGUGAGCCUGUCUGCAGGUCAUAUGUUUGACAGAGAUGUUGAGCUGUUACUAUAUUAUGAGAACGCCCACCAGCCCACUGCUAUAGUGGAGGCAGGAGAGCCCACAGCAGAGCCAGGAACUCUCAUGGGAGACCCUGUGGUCAUGCUAAAUGUAGAGUUCCCUGAAGCACCAACGUCAUUUGCAUUUUGUGGUGAGUUUGUGUUCGUAAUGGACAGAUCUGGCAGUAUGAGCUGGGCGAUGCAUAGAGAAAAAGAUGCACAGACACGCAUUGAGAGUGCCAGGGACACUCUGCUCCUGCUGCUGAAGAGUCUCCCUCUGGGCUGCUACUUCAAUAUCUACGGCUUUGGUUCACACUAUGAAUCUUUCUUUCCGAAGAGUGUUGAAUACACUCAGGAGACAAUGGACCAGGCUGUGAAGAGAGUAAAGGAGAUGCAAGCAGACAUGGGUGGCACUGAGAUUCUGCAGCCUCUGAAACACAUCUACAGUCAGCAGUGCAUCCCUAACCAGCCCAGACAGGUGUUUAUAUUUACUGAUGGAGAGGUGGAGAACACCAAACAAGUUCUUUCUCUCGUGAGAAACAAUGCUGAUUCCCACAGGUGCUUCACGUUUGGGAUUGGUGAAGGUGCGAGCACCGCGCUCAUCAGAGGAAUGGCUCAGGAGGGAUGUGGUCACGCCCAGUUUAUCACAGACGCUGAGCGCAUGCAGCCCAAAGUAAUGCAGUCUCUCCGCUAUGCUCUGCAGCCAGCUGUGGUUGAUAUUAGUGAAGAAUGGACAGUCCCAGUGGGCAUGUCCACCACACGCCUGAGCCCACCCAUUAACACAGUCUUCCAUGGUGAAAGGACACUGAUUUACACGCAACUGAAAGGAGAGAGUCAGAGCUCAGACUCUGAGGGGACUGUAACAGUGAAGUACCGUAUAGCAGAUCAAGAAGUCACCAGCACACUCAGCUACUCCCUCAAACCUGCUGAGAAUACAGGACUGUCCAUCCACAGACUGGCUGCCCGCUCUCUGAUCCGCUCUCUGGAACGGGAGGAGCAGAAUGAGGGAGCUGAGAAAGAGGCUUUAAAGGCCAGAGUGGUGGAACUCAGUGUGCAGGCUGGAGUGAGCAGCUCACACACAGCCUUCAUCGCUGUUCAUAAGGGCAGUGGAGAGGCUGUGAAAGGACCACUGUUGAGGAGGAGAGUGCCUACUACAGGGUUGAUGCAUCGAAAGAAGGCAAUGUUUCGUUCUUUGGCUCGCCAAACUGGUGGUGGAGGAGGUGGUCAAUGUGGUGCAAGGAUGGCUGGUGGAGGAGGUGGUGGUGGUUUUGGAAGAAUGGCUGGUGGAGGAGGUGGUGGUUGGUUUGGACGAAUGGGUAAGAUUAGUAUUACUUACAGUAAACAUGCAUGAACAUUUUAAUUACUUACUGAUUACCUAUACAUACUUGAAGGGCCCAUACCACAGAAAACUGAAUCUUUCUCACUUUCCUCAAAUAAGCGUUUGAUGUUGGAUGUAAACAUUGUGAACCAGUUUCAAAACUCAGCAUUCACUGUGCAGUGUAUACAGUUCAAAUAGAGAAACUAACCUGAGGAAAUGGCAGAUUUUGAGUUCUCUGUAUUUUUAAUGUCAGAUGUGGUGGAUUUUGUUUCAUUAGUAUUACUUUCUAUAAACAUGUAUAAACAUGCUAAUCACUAACAAAUAAGGGCUUUAAUCAAGAUUACCUUUGUCGAGUCGAAGACUAUGACUGGUCGAAAUCGAGGCAAGCUCGAAUCUGAAGAGUUCAAAUGAGAUCGGCUAAAUUAAGAAAAGCUAACUUUGCUAACAUUAGCUAAUGUUAUUUAUUGUUAGACAUUGUAUUAGAAUGAGCGUUGGCAAAUACAGUAACCCAAUAAAGUUUACUAUAGAGCUGCCUAU